AUGAGAAUUACAAAGUACCACCCCGCCAUCCCACUUCAAAUCAACACAAACGGAGGCUUAAGCUCCCAACACAACGCAACGCUCUUGAAGAUGAAGCAAAGAUUUUCUUCCUUAGAUGUCAAAGUCAUAGCCCACGAACUAUCGAAUGCCCUCACCACACUUCGAGUCGCGAACAUCUAUGACCUCUCCUCGAAAAUCUUCCUCGUAAAAUUUGCAAAGCCCGAUAAUAAGCAACAAAUCGUUAUCGACUCUGGGUUCCGAUGCCAUCUGACCGAAUACGCUCGAGCGACUGCCGCCGAGCCAUCAGACUUUGUGAGGCGGUUACGGAAGUUCUUGAAGACACGAAGAGUCACAUCCGUAUCACAAAUAGGCACAGAUCGAAUCAUUGAGUUUCAAUUUAGCGAUGGCCAAUAUAAACUCUUUCUAGAGUUCUACGCAUCUGGAAAUGUGAUCCUUACGGAUAAAGAGUUAAAUAUCCUCGUCCUUCAGCGCAUUGUACAUGAAGGAGAAGGGCAGGAAGAGCUUCGUGCUGGUCUGAAAUACUCACUAGAGAAUAGACAAAAUUACGGCGGGAUUCCCGAGCUGACGACGGAGCGAUUACGGAAUGCGCUGCAGAAAGCUGUCGACAGGGGGGAAGAACAGCCCGUUGCUAGGAAGAAAGGAAAGAAGAAUUCUGCUGAUGCUUUAAGAAGAGCUCUGGCCGUUUCAAUCACAGAGUAUCCGCCUAUGUUGGUUGAUCAUGCAAUGCGGGUCACGAACUUUGACUCGAGCGUCAAGCCCGCCGAGGUACUGCAAAGCGAAGUGCUACUUGGUGCACUCAUGCGGUCAUUACAAGAAGCCAAGAGAGUGAUUCAUGAAAUUACAAGCUCAGAGGUCUCUACGGGUUAUAUAAUCGCGAAGAAGAAGGAAGGAUAUGAGAAGUCGCUGGAUGCAGACGACAUCGAAACUGGCUUGAUGUACGAUGAUUUCCACCCCUUCCGGCCUCGCCAAUUCGAAGGUGGGGAUGACACAGUAUUCCUGGAGUUUGAAGGAUUCAAUAAGACUGUUGAUGAGUUCUUCUCUUCAAUUGAGGGCCAGAAGCUAGAAUCGAAACUGCAGGAGAGGGAAUUGACUGCCAAAAGGAAAAUUACAGCUGCCCGGCAAGAUCAGGCUAAGCGGCUCGGUGGAUUGCAAGAGCUUCAAACCAUGAAUGAGCGCAAAGCCGGUGCCAUAGAAGCCAAUGUCGAGAGAGUGCAAGAAGCUAUGGAUGCUGUAAAUAGCCUCAUCGCGCAGGGCAUGGAUUGGGUUGAGAUUGGCAAGCUCAUUGAAGUAGAACAGACCCGAAACAAUCCAGUUGCAUCUAUUAUACAAUUGCCAUUAAAGCUCCAAGAGAACACGAUCUCAUUAUUGCUAGAUGAGGAAGCUUUUGGUGACGACGACUCAGCGUACGAGACAGACAGUGAUGUCUCGGACAGCGAGGAUGAAGAGGCCAGGAAGCCAAAACCGAAACAGAAAAGUGUGGAACAGAGGUUGACUAUCGAUAUCAAUCUCGGACUCUCUCCAUGGAGUAACGCCAGGGAGUAUUAUGAUCAGAGAAGAUCUGCAGCGACGAAGGAGCAGAAGACCCUUGAAUCAUCAACAAAAGCGCUCAAGAGCCAGGAGGCGAAGAUCGCUCAAGAUCUGAAGAAAGGGCUAAAGCAGGAGAAGGCUAUCUUGCGACCUGUUCGGAAACAAAUGUGGUUUGAAAAGUUUAUCUGGUUCAUUUCGUCGGAUGGGUAUCUGGUCCUUGGUGGGAAGGAUGCUCAACAGCAUGAAAUGCUAUACAAGAAGUACCUGAAGAAGAGUGAUGUGUAUGUCCAUGCCGAGAUAGAAGGCGCAACUCCAGUCAUCAUUCGCAACAUUUCGAAGGAUUCUAGUGCGCCUAUUCCUCCAUCUACGCUAUCACAGGCUGGAAACCUAGUGGUGGCAUGCUCAAACGCUUGGGACUCGAAGGCCGGCAUGUCAGCUUGGUGGACACACGCUGAUCAAGUCUCAAAAUCCGCACCUGGAGGGGGUUUCCUCCCACCGGGGAGCUUUUCUAUUCAUGGAAGUAAGAAUUUCCUUCCUCCGGCUCAGUUAUUGCUUGGGUUUGGAGUCGCUUUCCAGAUCAGCGAGGAAAGCAAGGCAAACCAUGUGAAACACAGAGUCCAGGACCUACCGAACGAAGACCCGGCUGCAGAGAGGAUCCGUGCAACUCAACCCAGUGCUGAGGAUGUUGAAGCCGAUCGGGAAAUAGAUUCCGCUGAUAAUGAGAACCUUGGGGUGGAUCGAGAAGAACAAGAAUCGGAUGAGGAAGGCCAAGGUCCAAGACUAAACCCCCUACAAAAUCGAUCUAAAGACUUGCUCCUCAACUCAGUCGGCCACGAAAGCCCUAUAACCCAGGACAUGGCCACAAUUCAAAUCAGUGAACCCAAUCCAGUAGAAUCUCUACAACAGGAUGACAGUGAUCCUGAGGAUGCUAACGAAACGGAAGCCCAGUACUCAACUGGGGCACAGACUCCGAGCCAGCAAGGCAACAAUACGAAAGACGCUCCACUCAAACGAGGCAAAAAGGGGAAGGCCAAGAAGAUCGCAAGGAAAUACAAAGACCAGGAUGAAGAAGACCUCUUGGCCGCUCAACAACUCAUCGGUGCCUCAGCUGGCUUGGAAAAGGCGCGGGCAGAAGCCGAGGCAAAGGCAAAGCGAGAAGCCGAGCUUGCUUUCCAGAAAGAGCGACGAAGAGCCCAGCAUCAACGGACACAAGAAGAGACCGCUGCCCACGAGGAGAUGCGCAAGAUGAAUCUAGCACACGGGGUAGAUGAUUUUGAUGAUCAGGAAGAGUGGCAGAUGACUGCCUUGGAUACCCUCGUCGGCACACCACUAAGGGGUGAUGAGAUAUUGGAAGCGAUCCCCAUCUGCGCCCCUUGGGCUGCACUGAGCCGAUUCAAGUAUAAAGCGAAGUUACAACCAGGGGCUCAAAAGAAGGGAAAGGCCGUCAAGGAGAUUGUGGGCAGGUGGUUGGCUGAUGCUACGUCGAAGGGGAGGGUUGAUGAACGGAGUGAAGACCCUGAGCUCAUGUGGCCAAGGGAAGUGGAUCUGGUGAAGGGCUGGAAGGUGGAAGAAGUCACUAAUACUGUCCCCGUCAGUAAAGUGAGGGUUAUGAUGGCUGGUGGGUCAGCAGGCGGCGCAGCAAAGGGCGCUCAGGGGAAGCCAAAGGGCUCGAAAGGUGGGAGUGGCAAGGGAAGUAAAAAGGCACGAUAG
Messenger RNA from Venustampulla echinocandica, 3258 nucleotides. Its product is annotated as putative Nuclear export mediator factor Nemf. The transcript is spliced from 2 exons. Bases 1 to 3258 code for a protein of 1085 amino acids. Gene Ontology annotation, molecular function: tRNA binding; ribosomal large subunit binding. Gene Ontology annotation, biological process: rescue of stalled cytosolic ribosome; ribosome-associated ubiquitin-dependent protein catabolic process. The record is from RefSeq and is a predicted model, not a curated record. Gene Ontology annotation, cellular component: RQC complex. Lineage: Eukaryota; Fungi; Ascomycota; Leotiomycetes; Helotiales; Pleuroascaceae.